AUGCCUCGCCGGAAGAAUCAGUACCUGUCCGAUGGGUCUGACUCAGACGCCUCUGCUUCAGGCGGUAGCGACGGCGGGUACAAUUCGCAAGAAGACGGCGAUUCCCGGGCUGAACGAGCGCUGUUUGAGCAGAACAGGGGCAACAAGCGUCAAAAGACGAAUGGGCGGAGUGGCAAGGAUUCGGCUUGGGAGGGGAUAUUUGGAGAAGGAGAUGAUGAGGGUCCAAGAGGAGGUGGGAGGGGUGUAGGCUCGAGGAGAGGAGGAAGGGGCGGAUUUAGCUCUGGGAGGACAGAUUGGACAAAGCCGCCAUCGUUUGUACCGACCGGUUCUGCCUCGACUGUGCAGCCUUCCGCUCCCACCCUGGAGGAGCUGGUCGCUCGUAAUAUCGCAGAGGCAGCGAAUGAGGAGGACGAGGGGGAGGAGGAAGAGGACGACAGUGAGGAUAGCGAUGAUUCGGAUUCGGCGCCCGCGUCGCCCCGGAUCCGGGAAGACGAGGACGAGGAUGAAGGGAGAGGCGCGACUGCAGGACUGGGCGGAGGCGUGCGGCUCCAGGGCUUAGCAAGGCCAGCGGAAGACGCUCAGCCACCGGCCACGGCGAAAGUCGGACGAGGCGGUAUUGGGUCAUCAUCACGUGGCGGCAGUCGUGGUGGAAUUGGCUCAGCAUCUCGCUCGUCAGCUGCGGCAGCUCCUCCGCUCGUUGAGGAAACGUCUCAGCCUACGUCCGGGACUAGCACGCCACGCGGUGGGCUCGGCUCGAGCAAUGCACCUCCGCAGUCCAUGGCCGCUACGUCGUCGUCCAGCACGCCUGUGGCUUUUGGCCGCUCGGCCAAUAUCUCCACUCCUAGCACGACCUCCGGUGCCCCUCGAGCUCAGCGGUCCUUCGUCACCCGUGCAAGUGACCCCACGCCCGUCGCCACUACACCCCUCACCGCGGCUGAAGCCGCCCACUUUGCCAAGAUCGAGAACGACUACGGAGCCAAGCUGCUCUCCAAGCUAGGCUGGGCGCCCGGAAAGGGUCUCGGAGCCAAAGAGGACGGUCGAGCUGUGCCUGUCGCUGCAGGCAGAGUAUUGCGGGGGCAGGGUAUCACGAGCGGUGUGCGGACAGAGGACAGUAAGCGCGAGGCCAGGCGGAAAGGGGAGAUUGUAUCGGAUAGCGAGGACGAGGAGGCAGAGCGGAAGAAGGGUGCAAGGAGAGUUGGGAAGGGCAAGCAUGGCAAACAAGGAGGAGAAGCAGCGGGGGAGCAGAGCUGGAAGAAGCAGCGCAAAGUCAAAGUCAAGGUGGAGCACAAGACGUAUGAGCAGAUCGUGGCGGAGGCGAGUGAUCAGGCUGCUUCAGGAGUGGAAUUGGUGUUGGAUGCGAGAAGCGGGGAGAUGAAGGAAGUCCAGUCACUGGCUGGGUUGUCGUUGUCUAAUUGGACACCGACCAGCGACAACAUGCAGCUCCCGGAGCUCCGGCAUAAUCUCCGCCUCGUCAUGGACGCGACCAAGGCGGACGUGGAUGCGCUCGCUAGGGAAGGAAAGACGGUGGUGGAGAAGCGAAAGUGGGCAGUCAGGGAGGAGCACCUGGCUCGGAAACGAGUCGAGGACGCUGAGAAUCGUGUAGCGCGGCUUGAGCGCAUCCAAGAGUCCGUCUCUGCGGUAUCAGCCAUUGCCGCCAAGCCGAAGGCAGCGGAUAGUACAUUGGACCCCCUUGCUGGAUUCGCAGAGAGCUUCACCUCGCUGCUGAGCUUCAAGGAGGAGUAUCGGACAAUGGCGCUGGACGAGGUGGUAGUCGGUGCUAUUGCCCAGACUACGAAACAAACCUUUGCGGAUUGGGAUCCUCUCGAUAUCUCGACCGACUCCCUUCUACAGACCCUCAAGCGAUGGCGACACGCCUACAACCUUCCUCGAUCAGAAACGGACGACUCCAAGAUGGUCAUCACUAGCGCGAAUGUUGUUGCGGGCGGAAGCAUGAUUCAGGCUGAGAGACUCAUGACGCCUUGGGAAAGCCUGCUGUGGACCCUCUGGCUACCUCGCGUCCGAUCCAGUAUCAAUAAUGACUGGAGUGCCUUUCACCCACACUCGGCUGUUGUCUUACUCGAAUCAUGGUCGCCUAUCCUCCCACCCUUUAUCCGCGAUAACAUUCUGGACCAGCUUAUACUACCCAAAGUCAAAAAGGCGGUCGAGGAAUGGACACCGAAACCCUCUCGUUCCGGCAAAGUCCGGUCAUUGGCCGGUGUCAUAUUCCCGUGGUUACCACUCCUGGGCGCGAGGAUGGAAGAUGUCACGGAGAUCGCGAAGCGGCGGAUCAGGGCCGUGUUGCGGAGCUGGACGCCCAAAGACGGGGUACCUGCCGAGCUGGAAAAGUGGCGUAAGGAUAUGUACAGCUCGAGCGAUUGGGACAAGCUCAUGCUCCAAUACGUCGUCCCGAAGCUCGGCCAUACCCUUCGGGAAGACUUUGUCAUCAAUCCCGCCAAGCAAGAUAUGGUACCGCUCGAAGAAUGGGUGUUGCCUUGGCACACCCUCUUGCGAUCGUCCAUGUUUGUUCACCUACUCGACGCGGAGCUCUUCCCCAAGUGGAUCGAGAUCCUCUAUGUCUGGCUCGCGAGUCCAGGAUGUAAGCCUGACGAGGUGGCCAGCUGGUUCACCUGGUGGAAGAGCCGCUUCCCUGCUCCGAUCCUCGAGAUCCGCGGGGUCCACAAUGCCUUCAAGCAGGGACUCGAGCUCAUGGACGCCGCCAUGCGCCUUGGCUCGUCCGCUCCCGACCGACUCGUCAAGCCGGUCUACAAACCCCUCCCAGCCACAAAAUCCAAACACCUCGCCCACAGUCGGCCCUCCUCGCCCGCUCCUAUCCGGCUCCCAGCAGAACCCACCGGCACUACCGGACCUACCGAAAUCACCUUCCGGUCUCUCGCGGAGGAAGCGGCCGCGGCUCGGGACCUCAUCUUCCUCCCUCUUGGCCGGUCGCAUGCUCAGACUGGCAAGCCGCUGUUCAGGGUGGCGAAAUCUGUGGAUGGUAAGGGAGGCGUCACAGUGUAUAUCGGGGACAAUGCGGUAUUCGUACAAGGAGAAGACGGGGGCUACAGAGCGGUACAGUUGGAAGAGAUGAUCAGAAGGGCGGGGGGGUAG
Messenger RNA from Dioszegia hungarica, 3108 nucleotides. RefSeq names its product GC-rich sequence DNA-binding factor-like protein-domain-containing protein. Gene Ontology annotation, cellular component: U2-type post-mRNA release spliceosomal complex. The record is from RefSeq and is a predicted model, not a curated record. Lineage: Eukaryota; Fungi; Basidiomycota; Tremellomycetes; Tremellales; Bulleribasidiaceae. The transcript is spliced from 8 exons. Gene Ontology annotation, molecular function: nucleic acid binding. Gene Ontology annotation, biological process: spliceosomal complex disassembly. Bases 1 to 3108 code for a protein of 1035 amino acids.